AUGGCUGUCUGUGUGUGACGUGAAUUGACACAUAGCACCUAUGUGCAACGUACCACCUGCACAGCCCAUUCAACCCCCACCUGCCAGCAGCGUAGAUGGGACUGUCAGAGAUAUAAAGAUAGCGAAACUACUGUGCUAAGAGUUUUCUAUCUCCGCAUAUCUCCCCCUUCUAUUCAUUUCAGCUCUAACAGCCUAGCUACUGCUAUCAUCAAGUUUUUGGAAAUAACUGUAACGAACACACACUGAACAAUAUGUCUGCCGAGCGUUUUGGCGAAUUCAACGGGAUCAAUGGUCAGACUGCUAGUGAAGCUGCACAGGCCAGGACCGAUGCAAGAGAGGCCGAAAUUCGCAGGCCGGCUAUGAAGAUCGACGUUAUAAGUGAUGAAGAAUGGGACAGACGUGUCAACGCGGCGGAAAAGAGGAGGAAGGAUAGGGAGAGAGCAGAAGAAGACGAGAAAGCUCGAAAGAGAGCGUAUGAAGAUCGGAUGAAGUUAAUUGAGGAGCAGGUCAAAGCAUUCGAAAGUCGGCUGAAUCGAGAUAUCGAUCGAGACAGGAGACACCGGCAGUGGUACGAGGACUUCUUUAAUCGAUACCACGAGCCAGACAAUGAGGGCGAAUUCUCCGCCGAGACAUGGAAAAAAACAUACCAGAGAGUGGCAUGCUUUCUAGCAAAGCUCGAUGGCGCUUAUAAUUGGAGCGAGAGUGACGACAAAAGCGACCUAUAUAUGAGACUAGGCACUCCGGAGAACCGUACAUCAAGGCAGGAAAUCGGGCAUAUUCACAAUUUGGCAACCAAAAAGCAUAAUGGGAAGAAGUUACCAUUUUCCCAAAUUUUGGUAAAUGCCUUGGAAGACAGAGUAAAACACAUCGCGCCGUUCAUCCCUCUGAGUAAAAAAAUCACUCAUCCGGCUGACGAGGAUAUCAAUCACGCUCUUGGUGCAGUCAUCCACCUAGUGGAUGAUAAUAAUCCUAAGGAUCUCGCGGCGUGGAAAGCGUUGAUGAUAAGUGGCCUUGACUGCAAAAAGCACCCAAAACCACCGAACAUGCACUGGAAAUUGGAAGAGACCCUCAACCAGAAGAUUGAUUCUAUGGAUGAGGCCAAGCUACUUAAGAAGAUGAUCAGUGAUCCUGAAUUUCUUCCAGACUACGCUUCACUUUGUGCUAGAACAGAGUUGCUCAACGCCAUCAUUGGCUCAGAAUCAAUAAGGAUAUUGUUGGAGGAUGAGGCUGAUCUCGAAUAAAUCAACCAAGUGUGUCUCGGGUCAAUUCUCCAAGUGCAAUAUCAAAUAAAUUGUGGUUUGUGAUGUGCUGAGUUGUCAAUAGCACCUAAGUCUCCAGAAGUUA
Molecule: messenger RNA, 1344 nt
Organism: Talaromyces proteolyticus
Lineage: Eukaryota; Fungi; Ascomycota; Eurotiomycetes; Eurotiales; Trichocomaceae
Exons: 2
Coding region: 252-1241 (329 amino acids)
Source: RefSeq, a predicted model, not a curated record